AUGAUUUUCGAACCAGAUCUCCGUGUUCCAGUCCCUAAUACCGAUAUCCUGACCUAUAUCUUCGCCAACCCUCCCUAUGACCCUAACAAGCCGGUCUAUGUCGAUGUGUCCAACCCUGCCCGUUCAAUAUCGCUCGCGCAAGCGCGCACAAUAAUCCGCCAGCUCAUCGCGGGCCUGCGGGCCUGGGGCGUGAAGGAGGGGGAUUGUGUUGCUAUCCAUUCAUUCAACGAUAUAUACUAUUCGAUACUCGUCCUCGCUACCAUCGGCGUCGGCGGGAUCUUUACAGGCACGAAUCCCAGUUACACCUCCCACGAAUUGGCGCACCAUUUCCGCACAGCAGAUGUGAGCUUCGUGCUCUCUGAGCCAGAGAUUCUGGGUCCGGUGCUGGAGGCUGCGAAGGUCGUGGGGAUCCCUGAGAGCAGUGUGCGGAUCUUCAACCCGCUGCCUGAGCAGGCGGUUCCAGAGGGCAGAGCCUCCUGGAAGGAACUUUAUAAUCAUGGCGAGGAAUGCUGGGUCGAGUUCGAUGACGAGGUCAAAUCAAGAACGACGGCCGCUGCGAGACUGUUUAGUUCGGGGACGACGGGGCUCCCGAAGGCCGUGACGAACACGCAUAGGAAUCUUAUCGCGCAGCAGGAGCUUGUCUUUCAGAUCCACCCGCGAGACUAUGAAAGAAGGCAUAUUUUCGCAACACCCGUAUUCCAUGCCGCCGUCGCGCCGAGCACACAUGUCGGCGCCCUGAAAUCAGGUCAUACAGUGCACUUGAUGCGCCGAUUUGAUCUCGCACUAUACCUGCAAGCCUGCUUAAAGUAUCAGAUCACAGAUCUGAUGCUGGUGCCGCCCCUCGUCAUCGCAUUGCUGAUGAACGACAUGGCAUACGAGAAGCCGUACCUGCGCUCUGUGCGGAGCGCGGCCUGCGGCGCAGCGCCGCUGGAUAAAAACGUCCAGGGGAGACUGCGCAAACUCCUCGGCCCCGGCGCUUCAUUCACGCAGGUCUGGGGCAUGACUGAGACCACCUGCAUUGCGACAUCUUUUAUUUACCCAGAAAGCGAUGACACCGGGUCGGUGGGGAGGUUGAUUGCGAAUUUGGAGGCUAAGUUAGUCGACGAUCAAGGGAAGAAUAUCUCCGCCUACAACACGCGCGGCGAGCUCUGCGUUCGCGGCCCCACCGUUACGCCGGGGUACUUCAACAACCCUUCUGCGAAUGCAGAAUCCUUUGAUGAGGACGGCUGGUACCACACCGGCGACAUCGCAUACUGCGACGCCGCCAGCAGGAAAUGGUACAUUGUCGAUCGGAAGAAGGAACUUAUCAAGGUGCGCGGGUUCCAGGUUGCGCCACCAGAACUCGAGGCCGUGCUGCUUUCUCACCCGCUUAUCGUUGAUGCGGCGGUCAUUGGAAUCAAGGAUAAAAGGGAGGACGGGAGUGAGCUGGUACGUGCGUAUGUGGUUAGAAGACCUGGGAAGGGUGAGGGGUUGACGGAGGAUGAGGUCAAGGAGUAUUUGGGGCAACGAUUGGCAAAGUACAAGGCUCUGACGGGGGGUGUGAGGUUCGUGGAAGCGAUCCCCAAGAAUGCCUCUGGGAAGAUCCUGAAAAGGAUGCUCAGGAAGGAGGCCGAGAGGGAGAGUAAGGGGAGAGAGAGCGCGGGAGAGAACAAGGCGAAGCUGUAA
Molecule: messenger RNA, 1665 nt
Organism: Aspergillus nidulans FGSC A4
Lineage: Eukaryota; Fungi; Ascomycota; Eurotiomycetes; Eurotiales; Aspergillaceae
Product: acyl--CoA ligase
Exons: 5
Coding region: 1-1665 (554 amino acids)
Source: RefSeq, a predicted model, not a curated record